This is a messenger RNA of Epinephelus lanceolatus (giant grouper), 1095 nucleotides long. RefSeq names its product DNA meiotic recombinase 1 (gene dmc1). Gene Ontology annotation, biological process: DNA repair; DNA recombinase assembly; chromosome organization involved in meiotic cell cycle. Gene Ontology annotation, molecular function: ATP-dependent DNA damage sensor activity; DNA strand exchange activity; ATP hydrolysis activity. The record is from RefSeq and is a predicted model, not a curated record. NCBI's taxonomy places the organism in Eukaryota, Metazoa, Chordata, Actinopteri, Perciformes, Serranidae. Gene Ontology annotation, cellular component: condensed nuclear chromosome; nucleus.
AUGAAAUGUGCAGAGGACCAGGUCGUUGAAGAAGAUAGUGGUUACCAGGAUGAGGAGGAGUCCUUCUUCCAAGACAUUGACCUCCUACAGAAACAUGGGAUUAAUAUGGCAGACAUCAAAAAGCUGAAGUUAGUGGGCAUCUGCACUGUGAAGGGGAUCCAGAUGACCACUCGCAAGGCUUUGUGCAACAUCAAGGGCCUGUCAGAGGCAAAAGUGGAAAAAAUCAAGGAGGCUGCUGGGAAGAUGCUGAAUGUUGGUUUCCAGACUGCCUUUGAGUACAGCGCCAAGAGGAAGCAGGUGUUCCACAUCACAACCGGGAGCCAGGAGUUCGAUAAACUUUUAGGUGGCGGUAUAGAGAGCAUGGCUAUCACAGAGGCCUUUGGAGAGUUCCGCACAGGAAAAACUCAGCUGUCUCACACUUUCUGUGUCACUGCUCAGCUGCCAGGCGAGGAUGGCUACUCAGGUGGGAAAGUCGUCUUCAUUGACACAGAGAACACCUUUCGUCCAGACAGACUGAGAGACAUCGCUGACAGGUUUAAUGUGGACCACAGUGCUGUGCUGGACAACGUGCUUUAUGCCCGGGCCUAUACCAGUGAACAUCAGAUGGAGCUGUUGGACUUUGUAGCAGCUAAAUUCCAUGAGGAAGGAGGAGUGUUCAAACUGUUGAUCAUCGACUCCAUCAUGGCUCUGUUCAGAGUAGACUUCUCUGGUCGAGGCGAGCUGGCUGAGCGGCAGCAGAAACUGGCGCAGAUGCUCUCCAGGCUGCAGAAGAUCUCAGAAGAGUACAACGUAGCCGUUUUUGUCACCAACCAAAUGACAGCUGAUCCCGGUGCAGGAAUGACUUUUCAGGCUGAUCCCAAGAAGCCAAUCGGUGGGCAUAUCCUGGCCCACGCCUCCACCACACGGAUCAGCUUGAGGAAGGGGCGUGGAGAGAUGAGGAUUGCCAAAAUAUUCGACAGUCCCGAUAUGCCUGAGAACGAGGCCACGUUUGCCAUCUCUGCUGGAGGAAUUACUGAUGCCAAAGAGUGAAGGAUAACACGAGGAGACACACAUGUUAGCACAGUCCUCUGUUCCUGACUAUUUAAAGUUAUGUAA